ACAACCGUUGAGUGAUCAAAUCGGCUGAUUCUCACUGGCGGGGUCAAUGCGAGUAGACAGGUAGCUCAACGACAUGUAAGACGAUCUCCUAGGCAUGGCAUGCUUUUUGCAGGCAUUGCGUGCUAGGUGGACGGUCACAUUACAAAUCCAUGCUUGUGCAGCGGAGGCUUUUGCCGAGGAACAUAUAGCAUCUUGAAGCUUCAUCGAAGCUUGAAAGCAAAACCUUUUUUCAACAACCCCACUUCUUCUAAUAAAAACUGUCUGUAGAUAUAUCCAAUCAUGGCUACCGCUGCAGUUCAACAUAGUCCUGGCAAUACCCUUGACCAAGUCGUCGAACCUCUGGCUCGGGAAACUAAACCUGCGAAACAUGACGUUCCUACGGAGCUGUACUAUUACGAUGAUCCCGGUGACGGAACCCCGCCAACUCCCUCUUACGUUGGUAAGCCAAACAGUUACGAACGCCCUCACGUCGCCCAGAACGUCAUCAUCCACGACAUCGCCGGAGACGAGAGUAAAUAUAACAUCGACAGCCAUGGCUUUCAAUUUGUGAAGCAUGAAAGCAAAGAGAAGGAUUUCGUCGAUGACGAGAAGAUCAAGGCGGAAUACUACCCAGAAAUCGAACAACUCCUCAAGGAUACCUUCGGCGCAUCCCGCGUCUUCAUCUUCGACCACACAAUCCGCCGCGCAACCUCCGACGCCCGCAACAUCGCCGGCCAACUGCGUGGCCCAGCCCGCCGCGUGCACAUCGACCAGUCCUACGCCGCCUCCGAGAACCGCGUCAAGCACCACCUCCCUGACGAAGCCAACGAGCUUCUCAAGAAACGCUUCCAGAUCAUCAACGUCUGGCGCCCGAUUAAGACUAUCCUUCGCGACCCCCUGACCCUCGCCGACGCGCACUCCGUGCCCGACAGCGACCUCAUCCCCGCCAAGCUUAUCUACCCAGACCGCGAGGGCGAGACUUACGUCGUCAAGCCGAACCCGGAGCACCGGUGGUACUUCAAGUACGCACAGCGGCCUGACGAGCCGUUGUUUAUCAAGUGCUUCGAUUCUGUGGACGAUGGGCGUGCGAGGCGGAUCCCGCACACGGCGUUUGUGAAUCCGGCGCAUGUGGACGAUGCGCCCAGGGAGAGUAUUGAGGUGCGGACGUUGGUGUUUUAUGAUUAUUAGGGGGGUUUUGAGCUAUUGGGUGUAUGUGAAGAUAUGGAAAAGUCCU
Molecule: messenger RNA, 1213 nt
Organism: Mytilinidion resinicola
Lineage: Eukaryota; Fungi; Ascomycota; Dothideomycetes; Mytilinidiales; Mytilinidiaceae
Product: 7alpha-cephem-methoxylase P8 chain related protein
Exons: 4
Coding region: 280-1167 (295 amino acids)
Molecular function (GO): oxidoreductase activity
Source: RefSeq, a predicted model, not a curated record